AUGGCAAAUAAAAUACUAGAUCCACUCUUUAAAUUAUACGAUCCGAUUCGUUAUUCAUUUAACAAGAAAAAAGAGGAUUAUAUUAUCAUCUCACCCACUGUUGGUUCUAAAUCCCAAUUGAAUGAUGGUGGCAGAAUUACCUUCGAAAUAUAUUCAUUAUCGAAUUGGUUGCUUCUUUCCGAUGCUUAUUUCAGAUGCGAUUUCAAAAUUAAAGAUGGAACUCCCAAUGAAAAUCGUGUACCACAAACCAACACAACGUUAGAAAACAAUUUCUUUCCAUCUUUAUUUAGCGAGAUGGUUUUGGAAGCUGGUUCAAAUCCGAUAGAAACAAUAAAACACCCUGGGGAAUUCGAUACAAUGUUGAAAACAGUUUUCGAUUCAGUCUCAGGUUGGAUACCCGAUGUUGGCGAUGGAAGUGUUUUAAAAGAACCGGUAAGAAAUCUUGCAAAUGAUGCUGAUUUAGAUAGAGUGAGAGUUAUUGCUCGAAACACAAUAGAAAGAGUAGCACGAGCAGCUAAUCACGGAUUCGAAAAACGAGUACUUCAGUACAAUAAUAUUGUUGAGAAUAAUAGGUGGGUUUCCAUAGGGUUACCAUAUAAAUUUCAUCUACAAAGAGAAAUCAAUGAUGAUAAGAUAUUCUUUGGAGAGAAUGCUUCAAAUGCAAAAUUAGAAAUAACGAAUCUCCAACUUUUCAUACCCGUAAUAACAUCAUCAACUGAAGUAGAAACGAGAAUAUUCAACUCAUUAACUAAAGAUAUUGAAAUAGCUUUUCUUCAUCGUAAUACAGUAGGUAGCAUGACUUUAACUGGAGAAUCCACUACUUGGCCAAUCACUAACACUAUUAAACCAGCAAGAUAUUUAAUGGUUGGUUUUAAGAACUUACCAGACUCUCAGACGAAUAACAAUAAUGUCUUCAGAGUGGCAAUGAACCAAACUCAAGAUCCUAUAAUCCAUAAAGUUCAAGUAAGAUUAAACAAUGAUAAUUAUCCUUUAACAAUUAAUCCAACCACAAAGGAUUAUAAUGAAUUGUAUAGAAACUAUAAAAACAUGUGUGAAUUAUUUGGAAAUCCACCUCAGUUUGAAUAUGUAGAUUUUGCACUUAAUCAUCCAAUCUUCUGUUUUGAUCUAUCAGCUCACCAAGAAGAUCUUUUCAAAACAGGAGUGAACAUAAAUAUUCAUAUUGAAAAAACACAAGGAGAUGUGACCGGGUUUUGUUUACUACUCGAAGAAUCAAAACAUUUAAUUAAAAUAGCAGAUAGAAGAAUGAUAAGAAUUGAGUAA
This is a messenger RNA of Lottia gigantea (owl limpet), 1281 nucleotides long. RefSeq lists its product as hypothetical. The transcript has 2 exons. Lineage: Eukaryota; Metazoa; Mollusca; Gastropoda; Lottiidae. The record is from RefSeq and is a predicted model, not a curated record. Bases 1 to 1281 code for a protein of 426 amino acids.